CUGGCAAGGUGGCGGGAUUUGUGUCGAAGCCUCUGCUCUGUCAGACAUGCGCAGGAGCGUCAGCAGCAGCAGCAGGAGCAGCAGCAGUACCACCGCCACCGCUGCUCUGCGUUUCCGCCUUGGCUGAGCGGUGCGCACGGCCGAGAGACCGCCGAGGAGCGAGGGGAGGGGAGAGGGACGAGGGAAGACGCCGAGAGAGGACGAGCGGAGCCACCGAGACGCAGUGGGGCACAGCACGGACUCCGAGCUGAAUUAACCACCGACGCACUACCACUACCACCACCACCACCACUACCACCACCAUCAUCAUCAUCAUCAUCAUCAUCCACACACCGCUCCUCCUCUUCCUCCUCCUCCUACUCCUCCUCCUCCUCAUCCACCUCCGUCUCCAGAUUCUCCAAGAUUUCCGCGUCAAGCAAAGAGAGGGGGGGGCCCCCGUAAGCGAGGCAGUGCGCACCAGAGCCCUUCCAGCAUGGAGACUGCGAUAAAGCCCGAGCACUAACAAUUGUGAAGAUGAAGAAGUUCAACAUCAGGAAGGUGCUGGACGGCUUGAAAGAGGCGUCCUCCUCCACCCCGUCCGUGCAAGUGGGGCCACAGGAGAACCAUCUGAUCCAGGAGAGCCUCCAGUCCGAGCAUUUCCAGCUCUGCAAGACUGUCCGCCAUGGCUUCCCCUAUCAGCCGUCGUCCAUGGCCUUUGACCCCGUGCAGAAGAUCCUGGCCUUCGGCACCCAGAGCGGAGCCCUCAGAUUUUUUGGCCGUCCAGGUGUGGAGUGUUACUGUCAGCACGAGAGCGGAGCUGCCGUCAUCCAGCUGCAGUUUCUCAUCAAUGAGGGAGCGCUGGUGAGUGCUCUGGCCGAUGACAGCGUCCACCUGUGGAACCUGAGGCAGAAGAGACCGGCCAUCCUUCACUCCCUUAAGUUCAGCAAAGAGAGAAUAACCUACGUCCACCUGCCCUUCCAGAGCAAGUGGCUGUACAUCGGCACGGAACGAGGGAACAUCCACAUCGUCAACGUGGAGUCCUUUACCCUCUCAGGCUAUGUGAUCAUGUGGAACAAAGCCAUCGAACUGUCCUCCAAGGCUCACCCCGGACCUGUCGUCCAUAUAACUGACAACCCAAUGGAUGAGGGAAAGCUUAUAAUUGGAUUCGAGUCUGGGAUCGUGGUCAUGUGGGAUCUGAAAUCAAAGAAGGCCGACUAUCGCUACACUUACGAUGAGGCGAUCCACUCAGUUGCCUGGCAUCACGAGGGCAAGCAGUUCAUUUGCAGUCACUCGGAUGGAACUCUGACCAUAUGGAACGUCAGAGGCCAGGGCAAACCCAUACAGACAAUCACCCCACACGGAAAACAGCCCAAGGACGGGAAGAAGCCAGAGCCUUGUAAACCCAUUCUCAAAGUGGAGUACAAAACCACAAGAAAUGGGGAACCCUUCAUAAUCCUGUCUGGUGGGCUGUCCUAUGACACGGUGGGCCGGCGGCCAUGUCUGACGGUAAUGCACGGAAAGAGUACGGCUGUGCUGGAGAUGGACUAUCCCAUAGUAGAUUUCCUCACACUCUGUGAAACACCAUACCCUAAUGAUUUUCAGGAACCUUACGCUGUGGUGGUCCUUCUGGAGAAGGAUCUAGUGGUGAUCGACCUUGCACAAAAUGGUUACCCCAUAUUCGAGAACCCCUAUCCCCUGACCAUCCACGAGUCUCCUGUGACCUGCUGCGAGUACUUUGCCGACUGCCCUGCCGACCUCAUACCUGCACUUUACUCCGUUGGCUCGCGGCAGAAACGACAGGGCUACAGCAAAAAGGAAUGGCCUAUUAGUGGUGGAAACUGGGGUCAAGGCACACAAAGCUACCCGGAGAUCAUCAUCACUGGGCACGCCGAUGGAACUGUGAAGUUCUGGGAUGCCUCUGCAAUAAUGCUCCAGGUGCUCUACAAGCUGAAAACAGCCAAGGUGUUUGACAGGAACCGGUCCAAGGAGGACAAGGGCAGCGCGGACAUGUCGGACGAAGACCCCUUCGCCAUUCAGAUCCUGGCCUGGUGCCCCGAGAGCCGCAUGCUGUGCGUGGCCGGGGUGUCGGCCAACGUGAUCAUCUACCGCUUCAGCAAGCUGGAAGUGACCACCGAGGUGGUGCAGCUACUUGAGGUGCGAAUGCAGUACGAGCUCAACGACAUGGAGUCUCCAGAUGGUGGGGGCGGAGGGGGGGAGCAGACGCCGGCGCUCCCCACACCCGGCGCCUCCCCUCAGACGAGCGGGCCGCCUUCACACCCCUCCACCAGCAGCAACAACUCUGACGGAGGCAACAUGCCCUGCCUCAAAGUGCGCAGUACCCCUCUGAAGCAGUCUGCGGGCUACCAGGUGGAUUUGGUGGUCCAGUUAGUGUGGGUGAGCGGAGAGCCUCCCCAGCAGAUCACAAGUCUGGCGCUCAAUUCCUCCUACGGCCUAGUGGUGUUUGGCAACAGUAACGGUCUGGCAGUGGUGGACUACAUCCAGAAGACGGUCGUGCUCAACUUGGGGACGGUCGAGCUUUACGGUGCCAACGACCCCUACCAGAGGCAGCCCCGGUCGCCAAGAAAGACAAGGCAGCCGUCUGGAGGUCUGUGUGACAUCAACGAGGGCUCAGCCACAUCAGAGGACCGCUGCAAGUCGCCUACUUCAGUGUUGACGUCAAACAGCAAUCUACAGCAAUUCUACAAUGGCGGUGGUAGAGGAGCAAAGAUGUCACGGAAAUUAAGCUUGCCUACUGAGCUAAAGCCAGACUUGGUCCUCCUGUCUGUAUGCCCGCCGCGGGGUGCCAACCCAUUAGACCACCGGGACAAUUCCUUCAGCCGCUCUCGCUCCUCCAGCGUCACCAGCAUCGACAAGGAAGCCCGGGAGGCCAUCAGCUCCUUCCACUUCUGCGAGACCUUUGUCCGGAAGGGGGACAGCGCCCUGACACCCUGCCUGAAUGUGGGCACGACCCUGGGAACCGUGCUGGCUCUGGCUCUCACAUUGCCACCUGCUGGCGAGCAACGGCAGCUGCAGCCGGUUAUCAUUUCACCUACUGGCAUGCUGGUGCGACUGAAGGGCAGCAUCAUGCGGAUGGCUCUCCUGGACUCCACAGGGUCCGUGCUGCCCCCCCCGUACGAGCCUUGGUUCGAACCUAACGUCACCGUAGACGGCGAAGAGCGAGAGAAGGUCCGCAAGCGCCGGCCCGUCUCCGUGUCCCCUUCCACCUCGCAGGACCUCAACGAGAGCCAAUACGCCGUGGUGUGUUCGGAGAAGCAGGCCAAAGUCAUCUCCCUCCCCUCGCAGACCUGCAUCCACAAACACAGCAUCACGGAGACGUCGUUCAUCCUGCGGGCCGACGUGGUGCAGAUGAAUCUGGGCGUGUGUCUGGCUUGUUUCUGCGCCAACGGCCACAUCAUGACCCUCAGUUUGCCGGGCUUGAGACCGCUCAUGGAUGUUAACUACCUGCCUUUGACGGACAUGCGGAUAGCCAGGACGUUCUGCUUCACAAACCUUGGUCAGGCCAUGUACCUCUGCUCCCCCACCGAGGUUCAGAGGAUCACCUACAGUCAGGACACCUGUGAAAACCUGCAGGAGAUGCUGGGUGAACUUUUCACACCAGUAGAAACCCCAGAGGCUCCCAACAGAGGGUUCUUCAAAGGCCUCUUCGGGGGAGGAGCGCAGUCACUGGACAGAGAGGAGCUCUUCGGCGAGAUAUCAUCUGGAAAGGCGUCUCGAGGCCUGGCCCAGCACAUCCCAGGCCCCGGUGGCCUCGAGGGCAUGAAGGGGGCGGCCUCCGGUGUGGUCGGGGACCUGGCCCGCGCCCGAAUAGCGCUGGACGAAAGAGGCCAAAAGCUGGGCGAGCUGGACGAGAGGACGGCUGCCAUGAUGGCCAGUGCGGACUCCUUCUCCAAACACGCCCAUGACAUGAUGCUGAAGUGCAAGGACAAGAAAUGGUACCAGAUCUGAUCAGCACCAGGGGAGGAGCACAGCUCCGCGGACCAGGCUUUCACCAUUCAUCGGCUCAUUCGGACUCACCGUGACCCCGCCCUCCCCCACCCGUCCAUUCACCGGUCCCUCCGAGCCUUCUCCACCGGGACACUUGGGAUUUUCUUCCCUAGCACAAUGUUGAACACUGUUCUUACCUCAGUCUGAAGGUGGAACUGAGGGGGAGACGGAGGAGAAGGACGACCUCAGAGGGAUCAGAUAAAUGCCGUCUUUUUUUAUUUUAUGUUCUCGUCUCUUUACCCGGUUUGGCGAGCGCACCUGGAGACUCUUCAUUGCCAUUCGCCAAAAGCAUCCUUUAACCGUUUUUCUCCACCUCCGGGAGCCUCUGGUGGGCGGGAUUCGAACCGACGAACACAGCCGAGAAAAGACAAGGCACCUAGUGAAGAAACAAAGACUACAAAAAAUUAUUAAAAUGUAAAAAAGAAGGAAAAAUAAUCUAAAUACAACAUUAUAUAUAUACAUAAAUCUAAUAAAUGUGCAAUGCUGUAUCCACUUCCAAGUGACAAGUACAAAAGAAUGGGAUAACUCACUGAGGAGACAGGAGCGGGGCGGGAGGCCAGAAGGAGGCGGCGUCCGAGAUCCACAGGAAGUGCUGCGACAGCGACGCCCCCUCUAUGCCGAGAGUCGCAGGGAUAAAAAGCGACUUCCUCUGAUGUACACUGGAUAUCUCGUCAUCCCACUCAACCUCUAGACUCUCCUCUGUAUCUUACAAACGUUCAUAUCGUUACCGACAGUGUGUGUGCGUGUGCGUGUGUGUGUUCAUUUCUAUUUUCUCGCCAUUUCUCUAUUUGUCAUCUGUUGUUUUGUUUAUUUCCGCUCCGUCUGUGUUUUCGGGAAAUCUCUUAUUUUUCUAUCGUUGUGAAAGUGGAUGAUGUUUGAUUUGUUGAAAAAAAGACGUUUUUUUGUGGCUUUUUGUCAAAACAACUCCGAUUUACUUUCUCCUAAUGAAAAGGGCUGGAAUCUCCAAGGAGGGCAAGGAUAUAAAAGGCAUAUGUAUCAUUUAGUUCUCACUGGGAAAAGCGUAUAAGCGACUCACUUUAAUUGUUUACCGGAGGAUUUUAAAUAUCUGAUGUUACGGAAAUGACUCCUCGCUCACCCUCUAAUGUCAAGAAAGUCCACAGUCUGCGAGAGGCACCGUACAAAUGCUGAUGGGAUCAGUGUUAAAGACGCUGGAAGUCCAGACAGAUUUGUUGGUUUGCAAACUCUGGAUAUUUAUGUGUGUUCGUUAUAUAUGCAGGACAGCAGAGACGUGGAUGUACGAUCUGUGAUACUUCCGUUGUCUAUGUGAGAAAGUUGUGCGUGUGUGCGAUUUCCUAUUUAUCUAUUUAUUUAUCGAGGUGCAAGAGGACAGUGGUUCGGUGUCAGAAAAACUUCCACCUCCAUCAAUAUCUCGUUUCUAUGUUCCAGAUGUGGUGUAUCUCUCUGUCUACCAGGCUUUUAACCUUUAUUUGUAUAUAAGUAAAUAGUUUGACAAUCUAAGACCAACCGGAAAGUACAUGUCAAGGUUGCUGCAGCGACGUUAAAAAAAAAAAGAAAAAAAAAAAAAAAAAGAGGAGAGAGGCCAUAUUUUUUCUGACGCCAAAGAGUUGCUUUAGCUUUUCCAUUGCACUAUCGUUUGGCUUCUCCGCUCCACGGGGUCGCGUGUUAUUCCGCAUGGCUUCGGCCCCCGCGGAGUGCGGACCCUCUUCUGGGAAGUGCUUCUCAUCUUCAUCACCUCUUUUCAGGGUUUCGAGGAAAACGGGAGCAAGUUGCAAUGGAACUCAGCCAUUUUCUAGAAACAUUGUGUCACAUGUUUGUCGUGAGAUGUAACACUUGGACAAAUGUUUCGUGUUUUAAAAAGUGGCCUAGUGGUCGGUCGACGACAAGGCUCUUACCCCCCCCCCCAAACAGAAACCUGAUCCAUACACAUGACUUACGGUAUUCACCUACAUGUGCGUGUGUGUGUGUGUGUUUAUAUGCCUGUCUCUCAGUGUUAGGCUGUGUUAUCAUUUAAGUUAAGUGAUAUUAUUUAAGAGAUGUUUUGUUUAAUAAUUGAUGUUGAUGUCCUCGCCAGUCUGUGUCCAGUUGAGUGUCCAGUUACACUAAAGCCACCAGUGAUGAAGAAAACAAAACGAGUACAGUCCGUGUUAGAUGAUCUAGACGACGACCUCUCAAUUCUGGUUUAAUUUAACUUCUCCGUGCGUUCGGGCGUCAUCCACAUGCUUCUCCUUUUUCGGCCUUUGACCUCUGGCAUGCCUCUUCCUCCGCCGCUGGCUCCAUCUCUCUCAUGGCUACAGAUGUGGCCUUCUGUGUUCCGUAAGCGUCGUAGUGUGGAUGUUGGUAGGUAUAGAUCUGUCUGCCCCCCCCCCCCCCCCAAAUGGUGAAGAAGAGGCCCAAAAAAAAUGAUUCGGGACAAAUAGAGGUCAACCCUGAACACCCGGUCAGCGUCUCUCCCUUCCCACCGUACUGUUACGUGUUUCUUGUUUUGUUUUUUUGUUUUACUUUUCCAAUGUUAUAUUUAUUUUUAUCCAUUUUUAUAUUUGUGUCGAGUGAUUUAUUUCGUGUCACGUCCUCCAUACACUACAGUAUGCAGUAUUCUCCGCCCCAAUACAAUCCACACACUCACACAAACAAGAGGGAGUCCUGUCAAUCUGCCAUAUGCCGUCUUCUGUCCCCCCGGAUUCAACAGUUAUCAGUGAGUUGCAGUAUUUUUCUCAUUGUAGCCAAUUUUUCUUGUACAGUUUUAUGCAACUUUCACAUGGAUGUUUAUGACUUUAUCUGCUGCCACAACAAUUUAGAAAUUCUGUAGAUAGAGAUUACUGUGCAAUGGAAAAAUAAAAGUGGAAAAUGUA
Platichthys flesus (European flounder) is the source of this 6815-nucleotide messenger RNA. RefSeq names its product syntaxin binding protein 5a (tomosyn) (gene stxbp5a). The coding region runs from base 514 to 3945 and encodes 1143 amino acids. The transcript has 28 exons. Gene Ontology annotation, cellular component: cytoplasm; plasma membrane; SNARE complex. The record is from RefSeq and is a predicted model, not a curated record. Lineage: Eukaryota; Metazoa; Chordata; Actinopteri; Pleuronectiformes; Pleuronectidae. Gene Ontology annotation, molecular function: myosin II binding; syntaxin binding; GTPase activator activity. Gene Ontology annotation, biological process: regulation of exocytosis; regulation of protein secretion.